Molecule: messenger RNA, 2658 nt
Organism: Astyanax mexicanus (Mexican tetra)
Lineage: Eukaryota; Metazoa; Chordata; Actinopteri; Characiformes; Acestrorhamphidae
Gene: laynb
Product: layilin b
Exons: 7
Coding region: 145-1221 (358 amino acids)
Molecular function (GO): hyaluronic acid binding
Source: RefSeq, a predicted model, not a curated record
AGACGCCAAAUUCAGCCCUCAGCCCCUCAGCCCUCCCUCAGCCUGGACUCGGUCAGACUGGAAACUCUGGAGGAGCUUCUCCGGGAACACACCGCACACAAACUGGGAGCUACGCCUGUUUUUAAGGACGCAGAAUAUGUAGAAAUGGAUUUUAUGAAGCUGAUUGGAGCCGUUUUGGCUCUUUGUUUUCCUCCAGGCUGCGCUUUAAAAGGGGGAUUCGCCAGUCAGAGGAUAUGCCGGCGGGGGACUGAGAGACCAUGCUAUAAGAUUUUUCACCAUCACGACAGCCGCUUUAAAGUGAGCUUUGAAGAGGCGAGGAAGACGUGCAGGGAGGAGGAUGAUGGAGAGCUGCUCAGCAUCGAGACGGAGAACGAACAGAGGCUGAUAGAGAACUUCAUUCAGGGCUUGAGGGCCGCUGAUGGAGAUUUCUGGAUUGGGCUGAGAAGGAGUCGAGGCUCGGGAACUGGAGACUGCUCUGCACAGUAUUACUGGCUAGAUUACAGCCAGACCACCUUCAGGAACUGGAGGUGGAGUGAGCCCUCGUGUGGGAAUGAACAUUGUGUUUCUCUAAACCACAAACCCACCAAUCAGCCUUCUCUGAAAGCCCUCUAUACCUUUAAGUGGAGCGACACGCACUGCAACAUCAAAAACAACUUCAUAUGCAAGUACUCAGAAAAGGCUCUGCUUCCCACUCCUGCAGGAAAUUCCACUGCUCUCACAGUUGCACCCAAAAUAAUUCAGUCUGUCACACUGGAUUAUGAAAAGAUAAAAACAGGAUUCUCAGAAUCAUCAGUAUCUCUUUCAGACGACACCAUCAAUGUUUACUACAUCCUCCUGGCUACACUGCCUGUCCUGCUGCUGCUGAUACUGGUGGUCUCUGGUGUCUUCUGCUAUAGAGUCAUGUCUAAAAAGAGAAAGGGGGAGCAGAAUGAUAUCUACGCAGUUCCUGGGCAGUGGGUGUCUGCUGGAGCUCUCAAAAACUGCAGCAACAGCAGUCGUGCUCCUGCUCACAGAGCCAAUCAACCUGUGGCCCACCUGGAAUACAUGAGCUCAGAAAUCAGCAGGACUUUUAUUGUCAGGGGGCCGAGCGGACCCUCUGAUCACUAUGAGAACGUGCCGGGCAGUUCGGCAGGGUUCGUCACCAAUGACAUCUACGAGACCUGCCGCAGUCCGGCGGCUGGAGAGGCAGGAUGGGUUGAUAAUGACAUUUAUGGAUACUGAGAAUACUGGCAGGGUCUGUUGGUGGGAGCCAGACUGAGUGACCACCCUUCCGCCAGGCUGUGCCCGGCUGGAACCAGGCUAAAACCCUGUAUCUGACCUCUAUCUCUUGUCUCAUCUCUGCUUUUGGACUCUUUUGGCUCUGCCCUGUAGUGACCUAACAUGAAGGACGAGUGGAUCAUAUGAAGGAGCUUUUGGUCUACAAUAAGCCCAGGUCUCCAAAACCCAGCACAAAGAGAUAUAUCGAGGUGUCAUCGCCUCAUAGCAGCUUCCUCUGCGGCCGCCGCUGUCCGGGAACAGGAGAGUCCGGUCGGAAAGUCUCACGAUAGUGCCCUGACCCUCCUGCUCCUGCGCUUGUAUGAACAAUGUCCAGUCCCACCUCAGAAAGGGCCUUCUCCAGCGGAUGCCCAUUGAAGUCCCCUUUUGUUUUUCACAGUGUUCUGAUUUUGGAAUCAUUUGUCUCUUAGUUCAAAGGCAAAAAAGACAAAAAAACAAAAGAGACAGUUUUGCUUAGCUUGGAUAUUCCGAAUGGAUAAAGAAAUCCUGCUCUUAACAUCCUAAAACUUUCAACAUUUCACCUUUUUUUACCUUUGUUCCAUGAAAUUACAGUGAGGGAAACACUGGCACAGUUUCCUCUUAGUUGUUUGGACUGGUGUUCUCAAAAGGUUUACAACAAGAGAUUCCCAUGUAGGUAUACUAUAUGUACAUAAAUAUAAGCUAUUCAUCAUCAAAGCAGUCAGUAUUCUGCUUAAACUUGACACUAGACGAUGUGAUGCAAAUGAUGAUGCAGGGUUUACAAUUCAAAAGAUCACAAUAUGUUGCGUUACUCUAAGCAAGGAGAUUUGUUGCCGUGGUUUAAAUCAAAUUUUAGGAGAACUUUUAUAUUAUAAAUAAAUACACUAUAAUACACUGCCUGGCCAAAAUAAAAAUCUCCACCUGGAUUUAAGAUUUAAGUAAGUAAAUGAUGUGGGGUUGGUUGGUUGAUGCUGCAGUUGGUCUCCGCAGGUUUAGGUUCAGCAACACUAUGUGCUGAAAGAAUGAGGUCAGCUGACUCUACCUGAAUAUACUGAAUAUAGACCAGGUUAUUCCAUCAAUGGAUUUAUUUUUUCUUCCCUGAUGAACACGAGCAUAUUCCAAGAUGACUAGAACGCCAGGAUUCAUGGUGCUGGAAUUGUGAAAGAGAGCAUGGAGGUUCAGGGAGCAUAAGAUCAUCAUUUUCACACAUGGAUUGAGAGAGAGUUCACCACAGAGUCCAGAUCUUAACCUCAUUGAGAAUCUUUGGGAUGUGCUGGAUGGAGAAGAGCUGCUUUGUGCAGUGGUCAGACUCUACCAUCAUCAAUGCUGCUGCAAGAUCUUGGUGAAAAAUGUAAUUAAUGCAGCACUGGAUUGAAUAAUAAAUAAUAAAUCUUGUGACGUUGCAGAAGCUUAUUGAAACAAUUC